AUGACUCGCAACUACGCUGUUGCUGCUCCUCCAAACCGACCUCCUCGCGACCCUCAACCACGAGACGACGGCAUGCACCGCAACAUCAACAACAUGAACAUGAACAUGGUCUUUGCAAGAAUGAACCUCAACGACCCUCACCAACUCCAACCGGCUCCUAUGGGUGGCCGUAUCAUGGCAUUGGAUCCAAACCCCAGAGAUCCUGGCAACGGGCGGAUCGCUGACCCCAAUCCUCGCGACCCAGGCAACGGGCGUCAAUUCAUGAGGGGACCUCAACCUCGCGAUCCAGGAACCGGUCGACAAUUCGCAAUGGGUCCUCAACCGCGCGAUGACGGCAAGAGUCGAACUCGACGCUUUGCCCGUGAUCCUCAACCUCGCGACCCGGGAAACUAA
Zasmidium cellare ATCC 36951 is the source of this 393-nucleotide messenger RNA. RefSeq lists its product as uncharacterized. Bases 1 to 393 code for a protein of 130 amino acids. The transcript has a single exon. The record is from RefSeq and is a predicted model, not a curated record. NCBI's taxonomy places the organism in Eukaryota, Fungi, Ascomycota, Dothideomycetes, Mycosphaerellales, Mycosphaerellaceae.